Molecule: messenger RNA, 1974 nt
Organism: Geodia barretti
Lineage: Eukaryota; Metazoa; Porifera; Demospongiae; Tetractinellida; Geodiidae
Source: the annotation of a GenBank genome assembly
CUCGGUAAUUAUCUCCAACAUAAUGUACAUCCUUUGUCAUGGUUUCCUAUCCAAACAAACCACAAAACACCUCUCUAUAGAUCUGGCUGUGGACACUCUGUAGAACGGCAAUGGGCCUAGUAUGUCUUUGUUAUUAUAGUAGAGAAGAGGUUCCACUGUUGUGUAGUGCAAAUCAUACGAAACUUUUAGCAAUUUCACAGACAGAAAGAUCGCUCGCAUAUUGCACUCCCAACAACUGCCCGGCCGACAAAAUUUCACGGAGAGAAAUUUUGCAGACAGCUAAUAAACCACGAAAUUUGUGAGUUGCCUUCCUCGACAGUUUUCCAAGAGACAGAGACCUGCAAGUAGCAUGAAGAGCUGUCCAGACUGAGGGUUGAGUCCCACAGCGGCCCGCAGGAAGUGGUAGGCGGAGGCGAGGGUAGUCGCGAGCUCCCGACAUCUACGACAGACUUGCCAGAGCCCUGGCCCCCAGUAUUUACGAGAAUGACGACAUCAAGAAAGGGAUUCUCCUCCAGAUGUUUGGAGGCUCGAGGAAAGACUUCCAGAACACUGGUCACGGGAGAUUCAGAGCCGACGUCAACAUCCUCCUCUGUGGAGACCCGGGCACCAGCAAAUCGCAACUACUCCAGUAUGUUCAUAAUCUGAUGCCACGAGGUCAGUACACGUCAGGGAAAGGGUCCAGUGCUGUCGGUCUGACAGCCUACGUCACUAGAGACCCUGAGACAAGGCAGCUGGUCCUUCAGACCGGUGCACUGGUUCUGAGUGACAACGGGAUCUGCUGUAUCGAUGAGUUUGACAAGAUGAAUGACAGUACCAGAGCCAUUCUUCAUGAAGUCAUGGAGCAGCAAACUAUCUCCAUAGCCAAGGCUGGUAUCAUCUGCACCCUCAACGCCAGGACCUCCAUCCUGGCUGCCGCCAACCCCCGCAUGUCUCAGUGGGACGAGCGAUCGACUGUGGUGGAGAACAUCCAGCUGCCCCACACCCUCCUCAGUCGAUUCGACCUCAUCUUCCUCAUGUUGGACCCACAGGACGAGCAGUUUGACAGACGACUGGCGACUCAUCUGGUGUCUCUCUACCACCAGAGCAAGGAGGACGAAGAGAAUGUGUUUAUGGACAUGUCAUCUCUGAGGGACUACAUUGCCUAUGCCAGAUCAUACAUCCAGCCAUCACUGUCAGAGGAGGCAGGCCAGGCUCUGAUCCAGGCUUAUGUCGACAUGAGGAAGAUAGGGAGCAGUCGAGGGGCAGUGACAGCCUACCCAAGACAGCUGGAAUCUCUCAUUCGUUUGGCAGAGGCCCAUGCCAAGAUGAGGUUUUCAGGUACUGUGGAGAUAGUGGAUGUUGAGGAAGCAAAGAGACUCCACAGAGAGGCUCUCAAGCAGGCGGCCACAGACCCAAAGACAGGUAUCAUAGACGUGGGUAUCCUGACGACGGGAGUGAGCAGCUCGGAGCGAAGUCGACGCCAGCUGCUGGCCAAAGAGCUACUGAAACUGCUGCAGUCCAAGGCCAAGUCUGGAGCUCAGCUCAAGACACAGGCUGUCCUGGAGAUGAUGCAGGCUCAGUCUCAAGUGGUGAGCUAUGAGGAAAAUAUGUACUACGGAAUUCACACUACGUUCAUUUGUGAUUUUCACACACAUCAUCCAGUGGGGGCUCAUGAUUAACCCAGUCAACAGUGCCUGCCAGUAGUAGGCCUAGCCAGUAACCGUUUUGUUGACUUGAAAUAAUUCUCCCCCCUCUCCCUGCAGCCGGUGAGUCAGGCUCAGUUUGAGGCGGCUCUGAGGAUUCUGAGAGAUGAAGAUGCCAUCACUGUGACGGGGCAGACCGUCAGAGUCUGCUGAACUAUAGUGAUACACUAUGACUAACUAACUACAACGUACUGUGUGAAUUUUAGUAGUAGAGGCAGCAAUGAACUGCUGGACUUCAUGCAAGUAUACCUCUGUCUGCGCCAAGUGCGGUAAGGGUCUCACCCAGGCAAGU